This is a messenger RNA of Akanthomyces muscarius, 1074 nucleotides long. RefSeq lists its product as uncharacterized. NCBI's taxonomy places the organism in Eukaryota, Fungi, Ascomycota, Sordariomycetes, Hypocreales, Cordycipitaceae. The coding region runs from base 1 to 1074 and encodes 357 amino acids. The record is from RefSeq and is a predicted model, not a curated record. The transcript has 5 exons.
AUGGCUCUCACUAGUCGGGGUGUGCACAUGAUUGUCAUCGUCUCGGUGCUGGUGUUUCUGGCUACCUUGGCGGUGGUGAUGCGCCUUCUGGCGCGCAAGAAGCUGCGCAUGAAGCUGGGCUCGGACGACUACCUCUGCGUUGUUGCUCUCGUCUGUCUAUGGGGCAUGAUGGUAGAGUUGGCUCUUUGGUGCACGAUUGGUGGCAAUGGCAGCCAUAUCUGGGAUCUCGACACUGCGACGAAGUUGAAUUUCGGCAAGAUCUUUCUCUCCAAUCAGUUCACGUACUUUAUUCUCUGCCCCGCGCUCAGACUGUCGAUUGUGUGCUUCUACCGACGCCUCUUUACCACACGGACAUUCCAACGGGUAUCAACCGCCAUCAUGUGGAUUAUCGGCCUUUGGGGCGCCGCCAUCUUUUUGGUCUGUGCCCUGCAGUGCCGCCCGCUGGCGGGCUACUGGGACAAGAGUAUCAAGGCACAGUGCAUAGACGGAAACCAGUUCUUCAUUGUCAACCAAAUCUUCAACGUCAUCAUGGAUUUCGUUCUCCUGGCGCUGCCGCUGCCGAUUAUCCUGCGGCUGAACAGGUCGUGGGCCGAUAGGUUCGCCCUGGCUGGCGUUUUUGCGCUCGGAGGCUUUGUUUGCUUUGCGAGUAUUUUCCGUAUCGUCGUUCUUUUCUACAUUGACGCCGACGACACAACUUAUACUGUUUAUCAAGCGACUCUCUGGACACACAUCGAGCCGUCUGUCGGCAUGGUCUGCUGCUGCCUGCCGUCGAUCCGCGGACUCUUUCCCGCCUUCCGUUUCACCAAGAGCAGCUCGCAGGGCACAGGGUCCAAGUUCUCACAUGGAGCCUCGGCAAACCGCGACGCCACGGGGUCUGCCGCAAAAAGCCAGUCGUAUUUUAAGAUGCAGGAUAUUGCUGCGUCCAGGGCGGAGAGCGAGGAGGAUCUGGUACCCUUGGAUGGGCUCUCGGACAGUGAGCGUGGCAUUACGGUGCAGACAGACAUUGUCAUCAACAACGCUCCCAGCCAUUUACCGGCGGAUGAAUGGCGUGGCGCUGUGCGAAUGGAAAAGUAG